Molecule: messenger RNA, 906 nt
Organism: Corylus avellana
Lineage: Eukaryota; Viridiplantae; Streptophyta; Magnoliopsida; Fagales; Betulaceae
Product: histidine-containing phosphotransfer protein 1
Biological process (GO): phosphorelay signal transduction system; phosphorylation; cytokinin-activated signaling pathway
Cellular component (GO): cytoplasm; nucleus
Molecular function (GO): histidine phosphotransfer kinase activity; protein histidine kinase binding
Source: RefSeq, a predicted model, not a curated record
CUUUCCCAAACAAGCCCUUAACCCUUUGAGCGUUUUGCACAGUGAAGAGACAGACCCGUCCUUAUCUCUGAUUACCACACUAUUUAGCCAAAACCCUCCGACUCAGUGAGAUUGAGGUCUGGUUCAGUGCCACGCAUCGUUUUGUAGUCAUUCUUGGCGACUGAUAAAAGUCACAGUUGGAGCAGAAAGCGACCAUGGACGUUAUGAGCCAGUUGCGGAGGCAGUUGCUUGAACACACUGCUUUUCUGCGUAAAGAGGGAUUUUUGGACGACCAGUUUGAACAACUUCAGAAACUGCAAGAUGAGAACAGCCCAGAUUUUGUGGUUGAGGUUGUGUCGAUUUUCUUUGAGGAUUCUGAGAAGCUCCUCAACAACAUGGCCAAAGCUCUAGAACAAAAAAUUGUGGAUUUCAAACAGGUAGAUGCCCAUGUUCAUCAGUUCAAGGGCAGUAGUGCCAGCAUAGGUGCAAUGAGAGUUAAAAAUGUGUGCAUUGAGUUCAGAAAUUAUUGUGAAGCCCAGAACGUUGAAGAGUGUUUUAGAUGUAUGCAAAAGCUGCAAUAUGAGUACGUGUUACUGAAAAACCAGCUUGAAUAUUUAUUCAGGGUGGAACAACAGAUCCGAGCUGCUGGUGGGUAAUCUUGGUGUCAUCCCUACAGGCAGAAACGAGAAGUGAAGGAUCGAUUUGAUGUUAGAGAUUAUAUUUUUAAUGAGCUUUACAGUAUUGAAAUUAAUCCUCUUAGACUUACUACUGAAGGAUUCCUCUAGAUUUAUGUCUAAAGCUUAUACAUACAAGAGAAAAAUGCUAAUGUGAAUAAACAAUUCUACCAUUUUCUACAGAACAUAUAGUUUGUCUUGAACUUUGGAUGUGAAAAUAUAUGAAUUAAUCCUCGUAGACUUACUAAAUUAA